GUUUUGUAUAAUUCUAUUAUGAACUAUGAAAGAUUGAGGAAAAUUGCCAUGCAAUUAACAGCAUAUUCAGGGAAAAUAAAGUAUAUAGGUAAGAAGCUUAUUAUUUAUUUUGGAUGUGUUUUCUUACUUGUUAAUGUAUUAGAAUGGAAAUUGCUUUAUCUUCCAAGUAUUGAUGGAUAAUUUGCUCGGAACAAUAAUUAUUUAUUUAGAUCCCCUUAAGAUAGGUAUUAUUGAUUAAUAAUUAAUUCUUUUAGGAAUCUACCUUUUGAGAAUAUAGAAAUUGAUCAUGAUGGUGUAAAAUUAAAAGGUUGGUUCAUUAAAUAAUAAAAUUAUCAAUCAGUUCCUACAGUUGUAUUUUUUCAUGAAAAUGCUGGCAGUAAAAUAAUUGAUUAUUUAUUAGAUAUUGGAUGGAGAUUGGAAUAUGCUCAAUAAUAUUAUGAUCGAGUUAAAUGCAAUUUCGUUAUUGUUGCUUAUAGGGGUUAUACUGAGAGUACUGGUACUCCACAUUAAAGAGGUAUUUAAAAAGAUGCAGAAGCUAUUACUAACUAUGUUUUCAACAAUUUAAAUAUUGAUAAAUAAAAUGUUUAUGCACAUGGAAGAAGUCUUGGAGGUGCUGUAGCUACAUAUGCUUUUUAUCAAAGAUAAAAUUAAACAAAAGAUUAAUAAUAUAAAGGUUUGAUUAUUGAAAAUUCAUUUACAAAAGUAACUGAUGUUGUUGGAAGUAUGAACUUUUUAUUUAGAAUAAUAAGUCCUUUAAUUGUUUUUAAUACAUGGAAAACAAUUAAUAUAAUACCAAAAAUUACUAAACCGAUAAUGUUUAUUUCAUGUAUAAUAUAAUUUAUAUAUAUUCUAGCUGGUAGAGAUGAAGUUAUUCCUUAUAAAUAAAUGAUGACUCUCUCCUAAGCUGCUAUGAAAUCAAUAUAAAAAAUUGAUUAUCAUAUUCCUUAAGGAGAUCAUAAUAGCAACUGGGUUUUAAAUAAGAAUGAAUAUUUUCAGACAAUUUUGAAUUUUAUGAAUAAAACAGCUUAACUGUGAAUUAUAUUUCAUAAUAAUAAUAUUUUAU
This is a messenger RNA of Paramecium sonneborni, 1063 nucleotides long. The record is from the annotation of a GenBank genome assembly. Lineage: Eukaryota; Ciliophora; Oligohymenophorea; Peniculida; Parameciidae.